CAUCUCUCAUAUGGUAUUUUUUUAUUAAGAGAGAGUUUAAAAAAUUUAAAAUGGCGUAUAAAUAUUUAAGUAUUUUAGUGCUUGUGUUUGGAUUAUUUAGUAACAAUUUUAAAUUGGCACAAAGUUCAUGUGAAAUUACUCCGGAAUGCCGAGAAAACAUAUUCAGAAAUAUGUUAUUUGCGAGCGACAGUACUGCUGUCUAUGCCGACGAAACCACUAGUUCAGAUAUAUUUUUACCAGAUUAUUUGCUGUCUUCAAUAACGGUACCACAUUAUCCGCUUUAUUUAAUUCAAUUAAAAAAUAAUUUAAUACAAUAUUUAAUGAAACAAAAUUUUAACUACCCAAAAAUAUUAGAAUCAAUCACUCAAACAAUGGCGCACAAAUCACGUGAAGAUAUCGUGAUUGAAACAUUAAUCACACUACGUGAUCUAUUAUCAAGUGAUUGUGCCAUUCGUAGUGAUACAAAUGCAAUGCUGGUUUACUUGUUACAACGUCAUCGGCCGUAUGACGCACGAGAAGAACUUCCUAAUGAGCCAAUGGUUCCUCCGACUUUCUCAACAAUGCCAACUUCAACGUUUCUAAAUAUAUCACCGGCUGCCAAUAAUAAUAAUCUCGUUUUACAAACAGCUCACGAAGAUAAUUUUAUGAAUAUGAAUUCUCCAUCAGCAGCAUCAUUGGCAAGUGUUCAAAUACCCGAUACUGAUAUUAUAAAUGGAAAUUGUAAUAAACUUUCAUGCUCAAAAAUUAUUCAAUUAUUAGAAAAAAUCAUACAAAAAAUGGAUGAACCCAAACAGUACCAAAUAUUUAUUGAUUUUUCAAAAUUAUCUCAAAUUAAUUUCUCCACUGGAACACCUCAAGUUACAUUCGAAUCACCAACAAGACAGCCUAUAGUCGAACCCGAAAGACCGAUUGUUGGUGAAAUACAAAUGGUAUUAUUACCAAUAAGUAAUUUAUUACAAAAAAUUUAUGUAAAAUUGUAUAAUUUCAACCACCCAAGUUUAACAUUGCGCCAGGGUACUGAAGGCCCACCAAUAACGGAUUAUCUAAAAAGUGUGAAAUAUCAUAGUCCAGAAUUUGAUGGUUUUCAAGAUAUAACUGUAUUCGAUAUUCGUGCAGCUAUUUUACCAACGAUUCAUAUAGUUGGAAAAAUUUAUAAAGAGUUAGCAAUAUUAGUUGCGCAAUACUAUAUACCAGGUUAUCCAAUUGAGGAACCAUAUUUAGAUAACCAUAAAUAUUUAACAGAUAUUGCAAGCCGUGAACAAAUUACAGCGUAUACAAUUGUAAAAUCAUUUCAACCGGUUAUGGAUUAUUUAGAUAAAAUUUUAUUGAUCUUAGACAAUGUAGCACGUUUAAAUAUUUUAUAUCCAGGAAAAGUUUCUGAUUUCCCGCAAUUCCAAGAUUUGGUACAAGCACCGAGGCAUGGAAGUCUGUAUUUACAACGGCAUGCACUUUCAUUGUAUGAUCUACAAAAUGCAUUAGUACCAGUAAUUGAUCGUUUAACAAAAAUUUUGGCCACAUUAUAUCGAAUUAAACCAGGAUAUAAAACCGAUACACGAUUUGUGGCGCUAUUCAAUAAUUUGAAAUUAUUCUUAAAACGGAAUAUGAGCUAUUCGGAAGAUUUUCGAUUAGAAAAUGUAAAACCACUAUUAAAUCCAAUUGUUCAAUUAUUGCAAUAUAUUUUAGAAAAACUUGAUGAUUUUAAGCGAACCAUUCGAAGUGCUGGGCCAUUUUUCAAUGAUAUACCAAUACAGGCCACUACGACAAUUAUUGUACCCACCAUCCUACCGACAACGACCCCCACUACAACGACUACAACUACUACUACAACCACCACAACAACCACAACUCCACCCCCACCCCCGAAAUUUGCAUAUUUAAUAGAAAAAUUACCAAAACCUGAAACUGAGGAACAGCAAGAAUAUUAUGUAAUUAUUUCAGCAUUUUUAUCACGAGCCGAUUUAGAAAGACUUAUAGGUAAUUCAAUUGACAUCCAUGCAUAUAAAAAUGAACAUGAUUUAUUAAAAGCAUUAUUUGGGCGAUCAAUUACACUUAAAUUAUCAGCUGCAGAAUUAGCUGCAGUUAAGUAUUAUUUAGAAUACGAAGUGAAGUUAGCACGAUUAAGUCUUGUAACGCACAAAGAGAUUCAUAAACAAUUCGAUUUAUCUGGAAUUAUUUUAGAUACUAUUAACUUACAAACAUUAACUGAUGAACAACGGAUAGCGUUUGAUGAUUUUUUCCAAUUUAUAUUAAAUAUUCAAAAUGACCAAAUGUCUAAAUUCGAAACCUGGACAGAGGCAAAAACAAAAGGUGAAUUCAUGAAAAUACUGUUUGACUACUUCUUAACCGCAUCAUUUGUACCGGAAAAUGUGAAACAUUCCAUCAAAGUUAUUGUACCAACUAUUCAAAUGACUGGGGCAGGCUCACAACCUGUUUGA
This is a messenger RNA of Chrysoperla carnea, 2435 nucleotides long. RefSeq lists its product as uncharacterized. Lineage: Eukaryota; Metazoa; Arthropoda; Insecta; Neuroptera; Chrysopidae. Bases 51 to 2435 code for a protein of 794 amino acids. The record is from RefSeq and is a predicted model, not a curated record. The transcript has 3 exons.